AGACAUAGACAAAAGUCUGCAAGGAUUGUCACCCUUUAGUUAACAGCAGGUACCUCUGGAAAUGAGACUGAACAUGGGAUGGAGGGAAAACUUUCCCUUUUUAUUUGAAAUUCUUCUGAUAAGUGGGAAUUUUUUGAUACACUUUAUGCAAUCAAUACCAUUACGUGGGAUGUUUGGGGGGUUUUUAACCAGCUCUGGGAGAGCCAGGGAGAGGGAGCUUGGUGGCGAAGCAGCAGCAGGAGCUCUGGAAAGGGGCAGAACCUUGUGUGCUGCGCUGAUUUGCUCUAUGCGCUUAGACCAGCUGCUUCCCCUAUCUGGACCAGGGCCAGAGAGUGCUGCCAUGUGUGUGUGGAGGUGGGGUGUGUGACCAUGCAGGGCUCCUCCAGAGCACAGCAGAGCAGCCAGUGUUUGAGGCACUAGCAUUACUGGAAAGUUGUUGACAUUUUAAUGAAAGGCAAUGGAGGAAGCAGUGUGAGUCAGCCUGCUGAGGAGGGGUCACGGGGCAGUUUUCCUUACCUGUACAGGGGUCCAGGCCCUGCCUGUGCUUUGAGUUAGAACCCAGGGCCUGGGAAGCUUUGGGACAACCAUGAGAAAACCUUCCCUUUUCUCCAGGGUGAACUAAGCUCUGGUUCCUGAGCCUCAAAUCUCGGAAGGGCAGAGUGGGGCAUAGGUUUCAACUCAGCUGUGAUUCUCCCAGGGUGGUGCCAGGGCAGUGCUAGGGCGGGUAAGCCCUGGGUGGCAGUCUUUGGCUCAACACAAGAGAGUGCCAGAGGCUGGCCCAGCCCCGGAAGUUUCCAUGAAAGGGCUGAGCACAGAGGCUGGUGGCCCCCAUUAGGGAAGGGGUGAAGGAGAGGGUUGUGUGAGACCAGCCUUUCAGUUGCCACUUCACCAGAUUCCAAGCAAAAGAGAAGACGACUCAGUGGAGGGAAUGGGGAAGGCUGUGUAGGAGUCAGCAUUUAAUCUGGACCUUGAGAGUGUGCGGCAGUCCCAGUGUUGAAAGGGACUUCGGAGACCCACCCUCCAGCAGUACACACCAUCCAUCACCAAAUCACAUGAGGCUCAGGGAGCUGAAGUUAGUUGCCCAUGGUCACAUAAUUUAAGUUGUGCUUUUAAAAAUGCAGAAAGUCCCCCAGCCAGGGCCUGUCCAGGAGCCAGUGGGUGCAGCCAGCUUGGUAAUUCAGUCCAGUGGUUAAUUAGUAACUUGAAGGCCCCAAAGCCGGCUUCAGGCAGGCAGGGCUGGGAGGUUGAACUUGAGCCAGUUUGGGAACCAGGAGAGAGUGGGUGACAGGUCGCUCCCGACUGGGAAGGUUGCUGGGCAAGUCAGGAUUGUGCCUCCUCUCAGAAGGACAAUGUAGAGAGAGAAGAGGGCAGAGCCGUGCAUGGGGCUGCUCCCCAGGACCUGAGCUGGAACCUGGAGUUUUCAGGGUGAGAUGGUGUCCCCAGGGAAGAGAAGUCUCCAGUCCCAUCUUAAGCUCUGCUGGAUCCCACAUGACAUCAACCAGCCCCCUCGCUGCUGCUGCCGGGAGCUGUGAGCUCUGUGCUGGGGCGCGGCCGGCACCGGGCGCAGACACUUAGGCCCUUGUUGGGAGAACAGAGAGAGGCUCUCUUGUCCACUGCCUGUCUUCAGUUCCAGCUGCUGGUUCUCCUAAAGGCCUCUCCUCAGAUUUACAGAGCAGCCUGAUCAUUGCUACAGAAUGAACUCUAGCCCAGCUGGGACCCCCAGUCCACAGCCCUCCAGGGCCAAUGGGAACAUCAACCUGGGGCCUUCGGCCAACCCAAAUGCCCGGCCCACGGACUUCGACUUCCUCAAAGUCAUUGGCAAAGGGAACUACGGGAAAGUCCUACUGGCCAAGCGCAAGUCCGAUGGAACGUUCUAUGCGGUGAAGGUGCUGCAGAAGAAGUCCAUCUUAAAGAAGAAGGAGAGCCACAUCAUGGCAGAGCGCAGUGUGCUUCUGAAGAAUGUACAGCACCCCUUCCUCGUGGGCCUGCGCUACUCCUUCCAGACACCUGAGAAGCUCUACUUUGUGCUCGACUAUGUCAACGGGGGAGAGCUUUUCUUCCACCUGCAGCGGGAGCGCCGGUUCCUGGAGCCCCGGGCCAGGUUCUACGCUGCAGAGGUGGCCAGCGCCAUUGGCUACCUGCACUCUCUCAACAUCAUUUACAGAGACCUGAAACCAGAGAACAUUCUCUUGGACUGCCAGGGACACGUGGUGCUGACGGAUUUUGGCCUCUGCAAGGAAGGCGUAGAACCUGAAGAGACCACAUCCACGUUCUGUGGUACCCCAGAGUACUUGGCUCCUGAAGUGCUUCGGAAAGAGCCUUACGAUCGGGCAGUGGACUGGUGGUGCUUGGGAGCAGUCCUCUACGAGAUGCUCCAUGGCCUGCCACCCUUCUACAGCCGAGAUGUGUCCCAGAUGUAUGAGAACAUUCUGCACCAGCCGCUAAAGAUCCCUGGGGGCCGGACAGUGGCUGCCUGUGACCUCCUGCAAGGCCUUCUCCACAAGGACCAGAGGCAGCGGCUGGGCUCUAAAGGAGACAUUCUUGAGAUUAAGAACCAUGUAUUCUUCAGUCCCAUAAACUGGGACGACCUGUACCACAAGAGGCUAACUCCACCCUUCAACCCAAAUGUGGCAGGACCUGCUGACUUGAAGCAUUUUGACCCAGAGUUCACCCAGGAAGCUGUGUCCAAGUCCAUUGGCUGUACCCCUGACACUGUGGCCAGCAGCUCUGGGGCCUCAAGUGCAUUCCUGGGAUUUUCUUAUGCACCAGAGGAGGAUGACGUCUUGGAUUGCUAGAAGAGAAGCACCUGUGAAACUACUGAGGCCGGCUGCUAUUAGUAAGGAAUUACCUUCAGCUGCUAGGAAGAGCCACUCAAAGUAACAACGGCUUGAAUGAGAAGCAGGUUUAUUUUUUCCACCACAUAAAAGAAAAAUAAUGUUAUGGGGUCCAGGGCUGGUAGGACAGAUCAUCAGAUUCUCAGAGGCUGUAUUUCUGCUCUGCCAUCCUUAACAAAUGAUUUCCAAUAUUAGGUUUGCUACAAUAUGGUUAUUGGAGCUCUAGCUACCAAUUUUGUGUUUGAGGAAGAGAAAACAGAAGAAAGGGGAGAAGAGCAAAUGGGCACUUUUUUUUGAGACGGAGUCUUGCUCUGUCACCAGGCUGGAGUGCAGUGGCGUGAUCUCAGCUCACUGCAAUGUCCACCUCCCAGGUUCAAGUGAUUCUCCUGCCUCAGCCUCCCGAGUAGCUGGGACUGCAGGCGUGCGCCACCAUGCCCAGCUAAUUUUUGUAUUUUUAGUAGAAACAGGGUUUCACUAUGUUGGCUGGGAUGGUCUCGGUUCCUUGACCUUGUGAUCCACUCGCCUCGGCCUCCCAAAGUGCUGGGAUUACAGGCAUGAGCCACCACGCCCAGCCAAAAGGGCACUUUUAAAUUGCUUUCCCCAAAAGCCCUACCCAAUGACUUCUGCUUCCAUCUCAGCAACCACCCUUCCCUACCUGGAACGGAGGCUGGGAGAUGUGGCUUAUUUGCUGGAUAUGUGUCUACCCCUAAUAACAAAGGGGUUCUGACACUAAGGGAGAAGGGGAGAAUGUUGGGUAGGCAGCCAGCACUCUUCAUCAGAGGGCCUCUUGGUGUUUGGAUUUUGAUCUCAAUGUGUAAAAUGACAGAGCUGUCACAAGCUCAUAGGCUGUCAAUAUAUCUUAUUGUUCUAUGUC
Messenger RNA from Callithrix jacchus (white-tufted-ear marmoset), 3708 nucleotides. RefSeq names its product serum/glucocorticoid regulated kinase 2 (gene SGK2). Gene Ontology annotation, molecular function: protein serine/threonine kinase activity; ATP binding. Gene Ontology annotation, biological process: protein phosphorylation. The record is from RefSeq and is a predicted model, not a curated record. Lineage: Eukaryota; Metazoa; Chordata; Mammalia; Primates; Cebidae.